This is a messenger RNA of Colletotrichum chrysophilum, 1032 nucleotides long. RefSeq lists its product as uncharacterized. The coding region runs from base 1 to 1032 and encodes 343 amino acids. Gene Ontology annotation, molecular function: iron ion binding; oxidoreductase activity, acting on paired donors, with incorporation or reduction of molecular oxygen; monooxygenase activity. The record is from RefSeq and is a predicted model, not a curated record. Lineage: Eukaryota; Fungi; Ascomycota; Sordariomycetes; Glomerellales; Glomerellaceae. The transcript has 3 exons.
AUGCUCCGCAUGCUCGGUAUACUCACCGCCAGAGUCAUGAUUGACAACAAGGCACCGCACAACGACACAUGGAUCACGCUUACUACGGAGUAUGUCCAGUCAGGUACAUCAUAUGCCCACCAGCUGAAGUUCUGGCCUGGCUUCAUGAGACCAUUGGUUCACAGGUUUCUGCCGGAAUACUCCGAGAUUCAACGUCAGUUAAGUGACGGGCGGUCUAUUCUAGUGCAGGCCAUUGAAAACUUCAACAAGCGAGAAAACCAAGGAUCACCCGAACCACAGCCAACGAGUGUCUUGUAUCAUAUGUCACGCAAGGCAGCCGGAACCUCUUCGUCGAUCAUCGAUAUGCACCUCAAGGAACAGAUGAAUCUCGCAGUUGGAGGCAUUCACACCACAUCAGCCGUUUUGACGCAAACUCUUUUCGAACUCUCUUCUCAUCCUGAGUAUGUUCCGGAGCUGAGGCAGGAGGUUGUCGAUACCCUGCGCAAGUUUGACGGUGUUCUCUCCAAGGCAGCUCUGUGGGAUAUGCACAAGCUUGACAGCUUCAUCCGCGAAGCCCAUCGUUUAAACUCACCUAAUCUGACUACCCUGCAACGACGCGCGACAAGGGAUGUCACCUUAUCAGAUGGCACCUUCAUUCCCAAGGGUACCAAGCUUGAGUUCCCUACCUUUGCAAUCCACCGCGAUACCGACUUCUACGAAGAUGCGACCAACUUUGAUGGAUACAGAUUUCUGAGGAAGCGUCACGAGGAUGAGGAGACCAGUGCCAAGCAUCACUACGUCAGUGCUCGCAAAGAUAUGUUGGGAUGGGGUUACGGAAAGACGGCUUGCCCCGGCCGAUUUCUCGCCGACAUCGAAAUCAAGCUCAUCGUCGCCUUCAUUCUUCUGAACUAUGAUAUCAAGAAUCCAGAGGGUCAAGGAAGGCAUAAGAGUGUCCACUUUGAGAACCAGGUCUUCCCCAAUCCAUCAAACCCGGUCCUGAUCCGCAAAAUACAACGGGAGGGACUUGAUGGCAUCAAGACUGGUAGAAACUAG